This is a messenger RNA of Somion occarium, 2111 nucleotides long. NCBI's taxonomy places the organism in Eukaryota, Fungi, Basidiomycota, Agaricomycetes, Polyporales, Cerrenaceae. The record is from the annotation of a GenBank genome assembly.
AUUGCCGAACCGUGCUUGAUCCCCGCUUUCGACUAUGAACGUCCUCGUUUAUGCAGGUCCUGAAGUCCUACAGACCUCACUAGCCCGCUCAAUCACCCUUCUAAAGUCCCUGCUUUCACCAAACUACACCGUUCAACCUAUCAGCGUACAAUCACUCUCAUCGCAUCCAUGGGCGGCGACAUGCGCGUUGCUCGUAAUCCCUGGUUGUAGCCAACGUCUGUCGUUCUCACCCUCGACCGCAAGCACGAUCAAAUCGUACGUAGAGAACGGUGGUGCUUUUCUUGGACUACGAGUAGGUGCGAAGACGGGAUGGUCUGAAUCGACCUUACGAUUCCAGGAUGAAGCUUCAGGGGCGAGUCUGUCCUGCCAUUUCUCCCCAGGAGGAGAAGAACCCAAGACCAUAACACUCAUGUCUUCGCAAGGCGAAGUACAUACCAUUUCAGAUUCAGCUACCCCUGUGUUUGACGUUUCCGAGAGCCCGGUCGUGCAUGUGUUAGCACGGUACUCUGAAGAUUCGAAACCCGCCGCAGUCAAUUUCAAAGCUAGCAGGGGCAAUGUUGUCUUGUGGGCCGUACCGAUCGAGGUUCCCCUCGUAUCGCAAGACAUAUCAGACGUGCAUAUCGACGUCGCAGAGAGGAGACGGUUGGGACUCGUUCGCGAGACUCUCCGUCUCCUAGGAUUGUAUUUGCCUGCAGACUCGCCGUCUGUUGCAAUGCAACUUCUUCCAUUGGUCUUGACCGGUUCACCCUCACGGCCUGGGGUUGUCCGUCAAAUCUUGGAUGCACUCGAGAUUCAGAUUGCAGGUAAACUUGCCGAUGCAAAUGACACUUUUGAAUUCGUCGAUACUCAGCACGGCUUGGAACGUCUGCAUCGGGCUCGCUCUCAGCUUUUACCCAAGGAUGUCAAGCCCGUUAUCGUAUUUUUAGAUGGAACUUCUCCCCAACUGGAAGACACCCCCUUAUUCAAUAUUCCGCAAUAUUACACCGAUCUCUCCGCUGCUCGUCAACAAGCCGGCUGUCCCUCCAACCCAGUACCUUGGGGCGUAGGUGAAGCUUUGUUAUACGGCGAAGUUGUGACAAGCACACAAACAAUGCUUGACAAGAACCCACGACUCCUUUCCUCCCUUCCUGUGCCCUUCCUUUCUCUUGCGUCGCAUCAACUGGCGGGGCGCGGAAGAGGCGGAAAUACAUGGGUGUCUCCAACAGGAUGUCUACAGUUUUCGCUCUUGCUUCGUGUACCACUCAGUCAGCUCCCGGCUACGAAGCUUGUCUUUGUGCAAUACCUGUUCGCGCUGGCUGUCGUUGAGGCAUGUCGACAUGAUAAUAUCAUGGGACGAUCCGGUGAAGCUGUUAGGUUGAAAUGGCCAAACGAUAUUUACAUCGUUGACGGUGAACAGAAGAGGAAGGUUGGUGGCAUACUCGUGCAUACGAGCUUCGUUGGUGGCUUGGUGUCCAUUGUAAUAGGGUGUGGUGUGAAUGUGCUUAAUGGACCGCCCAUAGCAUCACUUGCGCAAGUACUCUCAACCGAGGCCCAUUGGAAGCUCAAUUUGGAACGUACAGCUGCGACGAUCAUGGCUACAUUUGAACCAAUGUGGAAUACCUUCGUCUCGGAACAUGGUUCCUUCAGCUCGUUCAUGGAUCUUUACCUAGAACGAUGGUUGCACUCUGACCAACUUGUUACAAUCACCACUACAACACCUCCCCGGCACGUGCGCGUCACUGGAAUCACUGCAGACCAUGGAUUGUUGCGCACAAUUCCUGAACGGGAUGCAUGGGUCUCUCGUGCUAGUGGUUCUGAUGAUUUCAUUGACUUGCAGCCGGAUGGGAAUACCUUCGACCUUAUGUCAGGACUCAUUAUGACCACGAAGUGAAAGCGAAUGAUGUAAAGCUGGGAUAUCAAAUAUGUAUUAGUAUACACUUCGAGAUUAAGGGCCGUCAGCGGCGACCUCUUGCCAAUGACUGAAAUAUAUGGCUGCGAAGAGAUGCCAAACAUUCUUCUCGCUGAUCUGUUGAAAACAAGCGCCAAACGGUAGGCCUUAACGGCCGUCUAUCUGCGAACUGCGAACGCACAAUGUGAAGGAUUUCCGAGAGUAAUAUAGAUUAGUCUAGCCU